Messenger RNA from Porites lobata, 2100 nucleotides. NCBI's taxonomy places the organism in Eukaryota, Metazoa, Cnidaria, Anthozoa, Scleractinia, Poritidae. The record is from the annotation of a GenBank genome assembly.
AAUUUUGCAACAAAUGCUCCGAAAAUUCUAGAUCUCAAAUCGUCUUCCGAACAGAUAUUUUCCCGAAAAUUGCCGUUGGGUGCCCCUGUUUUAGCCAGUUCACAUGUUGCCAUGAAGGCAUUUUUAGAGAAUGUGUUUUCAAGUACAAAGCUAAUUACUACAGUGAUGAUCACAUUACUUAAGUAUACGCUGCCGCACGGCACAAAUCUGACAAUCAUCCUCAUCGGAGAUAUCAGUGUCCUGUUUCUAGCAGCAAUUGUAGCUUCUCUUCUCCGUGAAGCGCGGAGUAAAAUUGUUUCAACCAGGAUUUACGCAAUGCAGACUUUGUGUUCUUAACCUGCCCGCAGUGUAAGUCCAAUAAGUCAGUUACAUGCACGUUGAACAGCCUUUAUAGAAGGGUCCCGUGCAGUGCAUCUUGCCGCGACAUGUGUUGGCGGCUCAUACCUUUAUUUUGCUUUGUUAUACAGCUUUUAUCGAGCGGAAGCGGGCUUUGUUGAUUGUUUAUGUUCAAAACAUUCGCGUCGUUAAUGCAUAAGUUUCUGUUUCAGCUUUGUGAAAGGAAGAAGCUCCGAGGUCACUUAUUGCUGAUAGAAUUCUCACGCAACUAACUUGGCUCCACGCCGACGUCUUCAGUGUGUUUUGCUCCAGUCAUUGGCUCAUACUGUACAAGGCAAAAAGAACAACUCAAAUAGAGAAUCAGCUCGCACCAGUUAUAUUUGUCAAUUUACAUAAACUUAAAGCCAGUUGUCAUCUGUUGGAACUUUCUUGUCAAAACCAAACGAAACAAUAUCGUAUCAGAAGAUGUCACAAGUGACGUAUAAUCAAUUGGGGAACAGAAUUUGAACAUCAUGUGCAGCUUCGUUAAGGGCCGUCUCCUCAGAGGUCGUGGAAGACAUUUUGGUCGAAAGACAACUUGCGAUGAAACAAAAUGGUUACUUAUCUCUGACCAUAACUCUGAAGUACUGGUAGAAAAAACUCACAGCUCGAGCAGCUUAAGAAGAACAAGCUCGACAGGGAAUACCACAUUUCAAGGGAUCAACAGAAGUGGCGAAAAGGAUUUGUGCAAACUGACUGAUUCUUGUACCCAGUGUACCUAUGCUAAAAUCAUAAGUCAAAUGAGUGAGUCAGUAAGACCUUGUCUUCCAAGCCCAACGUUUAUGAGACGCCGUCGAAACGCCAUAUGCGAUGAAAUUGAAAAGAAAAUAAUUGCUUUGCCUGGAAGAACUUUGAGACAAGGAAGGGUUGACAUGCUUCGAGGGAUAGCUCUCAUGCAAUUUUCGUUGUUAUAAAGACGAUCAGGCGUGUACAGCUGCAAUCAAGACAUAGCGUGCUUUAAAAUGCUCACUACUUACGCUCAAGUGUGAGUUUAAUAGUGUUGAAAGGAUGACCCUCAUCAGCAUUAUUGUAAAAUUACAUCGCAGACAACAAGAAUUCAUCGUCAACAAGAAUUCAUUGCUUUGUAUUUCUUUAUCGGCGUUUUCCAAAUGUUUCCAUAUGCCAAAUAUGAAGUACGAACGCGCGGUAGAUAAUGGCCCUGUCUCACUGCGCACAAAUUGUUUUACAAAUCUUGCCGAAAUUUCAACUGACUGACACCCCCGGGGGGUACUCCCUUAUAUAAACCAUAUAAGUAUGUACCGGCCCAAAGGGUUUUUGCACCGUUUUGGUCUGGAAACGGGUAUUGUGUUCGAGGGAACCACGGGACGGGAGUGUAUGAACAUAUUUAUCGUUUCAGUUCCAAAUGAAUGGGAAAGAAAGAGAAACAUGCCUUUUUGUUGGCGUUCUAAUCUAAGUAAUGAUGACAAUUUCUUUGAGGCCAGGUCUGAAUACGGGUAUGAAAAAUAACAUUUUUGGUUUGAAAUAGUGUUCCCCCCCGAGCUGAGAGCAUAGGCAAAUUGUCUCUGAUAGCCAAAGAGAAGUUAUCAAUUAAACUUUCUCUCAAACGCCGGGUUAAAUAUGAUUGACAUGUUAUGUAGGGAAAAGUUGCCAAGUCAAGAACUAUCGUAGAUGUAUAUUAUAUAUAUAUUUUUUGUUUUCAUCUAGAUUAUGCAUACAGAUUAUAAAUCAAGCCUCGGAUACAUGUUGCAUUUCAGCGUUGGCGGU